AUGGGCCUCACCAAGGCCGAGAACUCGCCUGGCCUCUCGUUCGAAUUCAACAACCCGCGUCAACACUAUUCACCCGGCGACGUGAUCAGCGGCCGAGUGAUCCUCAAUACUGCCGCCGACAGCGCUAUUGGCAAGCUGGUAGUUUCAUUCUGGGGCCGGGCAAAGUCACGCAUCAUCCAGCAGCAUGGCCAGACUGUCACAUACCACCGGGGUCGGACUCAGUUGUUCAAAAAGGAGUUGGUUCUGUACGAUGGCCAAUACACCCACAAGCCCGGAUCGUUCAGCUGGCCGUUUGAAUUCGCAGUGCCCGAGCAGGCGGAAGCAACGAGCAUUCUGAGCGGUGAGAAGUGGAAGCCCAAGGAGCAUUAUAGCGCCACCACAGAUGGGAACAAUCUCGACCUCACUCUUCCACCCUCGUGCUACCACAGAAGACACAUGUUCGGUCGUCAGGCAGAAUGUUUCAUUGAGUACGUCCUCGAGGCGAAUCUGACCGAGCCAGAAGGCCUACACCAUAUCCGCGGACCUCAGAGCAAGGUCUCCAGCUAUCCAAUUGUUUUCCACCCCUUGUCCACCCCCGAACCCAUUGAAAACUACAGCCUUACCACCGAUCAACGCCUCUUCACCUUCUCGACGUUGAAGCUUUUGCCGGAACAUGCAGGCACCAGUCUCGGAUUCAGGGAUCGCGCCCGCUCCAUCUUUCAGCGCGACUCCAUCCCCCGAUUCUCAUUCAACUUGGCCGUCCAAGCACCCAGCAUCAUUCAACUCUUUCAUCCGAAUCCCAUUCCAUUCCUUAUCACUGCGACACCAGACCUGUCUCCCAUGAACACUACCAUUGAUACCUCGACAUCUUUCCCCACUGUGAUUCUUCGUUCCGCCAAAAUCGAGUUGAAGACACACGUUCGGUGCCGCGCCGCAGGCACAUUUGCUGACAGCAAAACCUAUGAAAUCCCUGUGCUACCGUCCAAGGCUCUAAACCAUCCACUGACCAUGUCAUAUGGCAUGACAACGGCAUCGGAAGCGACACUUGACCUUGGGAAAUUGUGCGAUCUUCAUCUGGGUAACGCAAAACUGGGUUCUCGUCUCGAGACCCCUAUGUGCCCAAGUUUCACGACCUACAAUGUUUCAAGGUCUUAUCACCUCUUGUGGGAGCUGGAGAUCGAGUGUGCCGAGAAGACUGAAAAGUUCUCCUCUGUAAAGAACGGUCCUGAAAUCGCAAUCAUUCUGCCCCCAGCAACGGUACGUGUCGAGAGUGAUUUCGACAGCAAUUUGCUCCUGGGAGGAGAUCUUCAACAGGCCCUAUCAACAGAAAGCACAGGAUCUGCAUCAAGUUCUGGGUUUUGGUCUCGCCGAAGCCAUGAAAGCCGGGGUGGAGGGGAGAAGGAGAAAGCAAGAUUUGGACCGCCGAGUCCCUCAAGAAUUGGGGCCGGGAUCAGCGCCUUAGGCAUUGGCGACGACAGGAAGGCGAAUAAGUCCAAGGCCGAAGAGGCAGCUGAGGAUCGAGCACGGGCACGUCUUGAGGCAAUACAGGCUACAUAUCAAGCAAGGCAACAAAAUUCAGCCGCUGGAGGAGGCGACAACGAUGACUACUUGUCGACGACCAACGCGACUCCGCCAGUAAUCACCAGACCCACAACAGCAACCAUCACGGUAACAGACACAGAUGCAGAUCAAGAGCUCCCAAGAUAUGUCCCAUGA
Messenger RNA from Fonsecaea multimorphosa CBS 102226, 1695 nucleotides. RefSeq lists its product as uncharacterized. The transcript has a single exon. The record is from RefSeq and is a predicted model, not a curated record. The coding region runs from base 1 to 1695 and encodes 564 amino acids. NCBI's taxonomy places the organism in Eukaryota, Fungi, Ascomycota, Eurotiomycetes, Chaetothyriales, Herpotrichiellaceae.